UACAGUACGUUUGGCUGGCAGCAUUUUGAAGAACUCGGUGUCGCCUUGGGGCUGUCGGCGAUGGGGUUGACCAAACAGUACCUGCGUUAUGCGGCGACCGCGGUGUUCGGGGUGAUCGGCAGCCAGAAGGCCAACAUCGCCUAUGUUACCCUCCGAGGAGGAGAGAGGGGACGGCAUGUCGCAGUGGCUGCAUGCGAACACGUGUUUAUCUGGGACGUGCGAAAAGCAGAGAAGGUCCUGAUUCUACAGGGGAACAAACACGAGGUGACUUUCCUCUGCCCCUCUCCGGACGGCGUCCAUAUUGCUGUGGGUUAUGAAGAUGGCACUGUGCGGCUCUUCAGCCUGUUGAGUGGGGAGAGCAACGUCUCCUUCAACGGUCACAAGUCAGCCGUCACUGUUAUCCACUAUGACACACUAGGGGCACGGCUUGUGACCGGCUCCAGAGACACAGAUGUGAUUGUGUGGGACAUCAUCAAUGAGUGUGGACUUUACAGGCUGAAAGGCCACAAAGAUGCCAUCACAGAGGCCCUGUUCCUCAAGAAUAAGAACCUUCUCCUUACAAGCUCCAAGGACAAUUUUGUGAAAUGGUGGGACCUGGACACACAGCACUGCUUCAAGACUAUGGUGGGCCAUCGCAGUGAGGUGUGGGGCAUGGUGCUUCUGAACCAGGAGAACAGGCUAUUGACUGGGUCUGCAGACAGUGAGCUCAGGGCAUGGGAUAUCACGUACCAGCAGGAGGCAAAAGCAGAGGGAGAGCCUGAGGAUAAAAAGGGAAAAACUUUGCUUGAUGAUGAAGAACUUAAUGAGGAAAGGCUGGAUGAAAGCCCUGAAGAGAGUAUUGUAAGGUGUAAGAAAGCAGGUUCCAUCCUCAGAGAAACCAGGGACAGGGUUGUUUCAUUGACGACAGAUGCCAAGGCCAGAGUCAUUGCUUGCCAUGGUAAUGAAUCUGUACUGGAGCUCUUCACUGUGCUGUCAGAGGAGGAAGUGGAGAAGAAGAUGACAAAGAAGCUGAAAAAGGCCAAGAAGAAAGCAGCCAAGGCUCAAGAAGGUGCAGGCGAGGAGGCUUCAGAACCAGUGGUGGAAAAGAUGCUGAAAGAUGAGAUUAUCAGGCUGACAAACAUCAAGGCUUCUUCCAAGAUCAGGUGGGUGGACUGCUUGUGUUGUGUGGGCAAUGAGCUGAGGGUGGCGCUGCUGCUUCAAAACAACACCGUGGAGACCUACAGUCUCAAGAUGUCAGACACACCAACACCCACAGCCAAUAAGACUGCUCGUCUCACUUUGGGUGGUCACCGCACAGAUAUACGCACCCUGGCCUUCAGCUCUGACAACCUGGCCAUCCUCUCUGCAUCCGGAGAAACGGUUAAAGUGUGGAACAGGUCUACACUGCAGGUGAUUCGCACGAUGGCCUGUGAGUACGCUAUCAGCUCUGUCUUUGUGCCCGGGGACCGACAAAUCAUCCUAGGAACAAAGAGUGGUAAGCUGCAGAUCUUUGAACUGGCCUCAGGAAGCCUCCUAGAGACAGUGGAUGCCCACAAUGGAGCCCUGUGGUCGCUCUGUCUGGCCCCAGACCAGAGGAGUAUUGUGACGGGAGGUGCAGACAAGACAGUCAAGUUCUGGGACUUUGAGCUGGUCAGGGAUCAGGAGGCUGGGCAGAAGAAGCUAACUUUGAAACACACACGCACCCUGCAGCUGGAAGAAGACGUCCUGUGUGUGAAGUUCUCUCCCAACCAUCGGCUCCUGGCGGUCUCCCUGCUAGACUGCACCGUCAAAGUCUUCUACACAGACACGCUGAAGUUCUUCCUGUCCCUGUAUGGACACAAACUGCCUGUACUUUGCCUGGACAUCUCACACGAUAGCUCCCUGAUAGUGACUGGCUCUGCCGACAGAAACGUGAAGAUCUGGGGCCUAGACUUUGGUGACUGUCACCGCUCCAUGUUUGCUCAUGAUGACAGUGUCAUGUUCCUCCAGUUUGUCCCCAAAACCCAUCUGUUCUUUACGGCGGGGAAGGAUAAGAAGAUCAAGCAGUGGGAUGCUGACAAGUUCGAACACAUCCAGACACUAGAGGGCCAUCACAGGGAGGUGUGGUGUCUGGCCAUCAGCCCCAGUGGGGACCACAUCGUCUCCUCAUCCCACGACAAGUCCCUGCGUCUAUGGGAGAGAACCAGGGAGCCCAUCAUCCUGGAGGAGGAGAGGGAGAUGGAGAGAGAAGCAGAGUUUGAAGAGAGCAUGGCCAAAGGAGAUGAGCCUGUGGUCCCUGGAGAGACUCAAGGAGAGGCAGCGCCAGCUGGCAAGAAAACUGUUGAGACGGUCAAAGCUGCAGAACAAAUCAUGGAGGCUCUGGAGCUCUACCGAGAGGAAAACAGGAAGAUGGAAGAGCACAAAUACGCUUGUGAGAAUGCAGGCAAACAGUUACCUCCACCCAAACCCAACCCCAUCCUUGUAUUUGGGAAUGUUUCACCAUCUCGCUAUGUUUUAGACGUCAUAAAGAAGGUCAGGUCCAGUGAGCUGGAGGUAUCUUUGCUGGUGCUGCCAUUCCCUUACAUCCCUGAGCUGCUGACACUCUUUAACAGCUACAUCCAGCAGGGCCUGGAGGUGGAGCUAGUCUGCCGCUGCCUCUUCUUCCUGCUAAGGAUACAUUUUGGCCAAAUCACCAGUAACCAGAUGCUGCUUUCUGUCAUAGACGAGCUGAGGACCAACACCGUCUCAAAAGUGCGCGAAAUAAGAGACCUGUUUGGCUUCAAUGGUGCAGGCCUCCAGUUUCUCCAGCGAGAGAUUGAGAGCAAGGAAGACGUGAUGUUCUUUGCAGAUGCCACCGGCCGCCUGGAGGAAAAGACCAGGAAGAGGAGGAAGAGGGAACGCACCAUCCUCACCAUCACCUAAUCAAUGGCAGAUUUGGCAGACUGUUUUUCCUAUCGAUAUCCUGGCUUAUCAGCGUGAGCUGUUUUCACUGGGGUGGGCCGGGGGGAUGAAUUUUUUUUUUUUUUACAUGAACUGCUGAAAGAUUGUGAUAUAAUGAAACUGUUUGUAUUAAAUGACA
Messenger RNA from Lampris incognitus (smalleye Pacific opah), 3037 nucleotides. RefSeq names its product WD repeat domain 3 (gene wdr3). The coding region runs from base 61 to 2880 and encodes 939 amino acids. Gene Ontology annotation, molecular function: snoRNA binding; protein binding. The record is from RefSeq and is a predicted model, not a curated record. Gene Ontology annotation, cellular component: Pwp2p-containing subcomplex of 90S preribosome; small-subunit processome. The transcript has 27 exons. Gene Ontology annotation, biological process: maturation of SSU-rRNA. NCBI's taxonomy places the organism in Eukaryota, Metazoa, Chordata, Actinopteri, Lampriformes, Lampridae.